AUAAAACCUAUAACGGGAACACAGAAACAGAAGCAAAAAUAAUGUUCACGAAUAAAUGACUCAGGCUACUUUUGGAGUAAAAUCCAAAAUUAUGCGCAGGUGUCUGGGAAGAGAAAUCGACCAAUGAAAUGUCCUGUGACAACAGGGCUGGGAGGCAAAAAUCGCGACCAAAAUAAUGCCAUGCAUAAGAUGCUGAGCGGAAGAGAGUUGACAGCACAGCAGACGAUUAGCUACCAUGGAAAGUGAGCAUGAGAGACUUACAUCAUCUGUGAGUGAGCAGCAUGGCAACAUGGCAGCCUCUGAUACCAAUUAUCCCACCUUCAGCCAUGAAUGUGAUGACAACGCACUGACAAAAAAGAAAAGAAAAUGCUGGUCCUUACCAAAACGCUAUAUUGUAGCCUUGCUGGCUUUCCUUGGAUUUGCUAACAUAUACUCCAUGAGAGUGAACCUCAGUGUUGCCAUUGUUUCCAUGACAAGCAACAAGACCAGAAUCUACAAUGACUCUCUUGUGGUUUAUCCACCCGAUUACCCUUGGUCCUCAGAGCUUCAAGGACAGGUGCUUGCAUCUUUCUUCUAUGGUUAUAUACUUUCACAGCUGCCAGGAGGUUUUUUAGCCAAUCGCUUUGGAGGAAAAUAUUUCUUUGGUGGUGGAAUUUUUCUGACAGCCAUUCUGACACUUUUGACUCCUUUGUUUACUACAUGGAGUGUCUUUCUCCUGAUUGGAGCCAGGGUUUUUGAGGGUCUGUUUGAGGGUGUGACCUAUCCAUCUAUUCAUGCCAUAUGGGCCAAAUGGGCACCGCCACAAGAAAAGACAAAAUUGGCUACAUUUGCAUUUGCCGGAUCUUACUUUGGCACAGUGAUUUCUCUUCCUUUGUCUGGAGCUCUUGCAGAUAGCCAGUCAGGCUGGCAAGCUAUUUUUUAUGUACUUGGCUCACUGGCAGUCGUAUGGUUCCUGGUGUGGAUGGUUAUGGUUACUGAGAGUCCUGCAAUGCACCCAGCGAUCUCAAACAGUGAGUUGGAGCUCAUCCAGCAAUCUAUAGGCUACACGGAUGAACAGACCAAGCGGGUGCACCCUCCCUGGCUGUCAAUGCUGGCGUCAGGACCAGUGUGGGCUAUCACAGCAGCACACUUUGCUGAGAACUGGGGUUUCUACACCUGGCUGACAGGUCUGCCAACCUUCAUGGAGCACAUCCUACAUGUAACUUUAAUACAGGGUGGAUUCUUCUCAGCUCUGCCGUAUCUGGUGAUGUGUAUAAUUGUCCUAUCAGGGGGCAUACUUGCUGACAUGCUGCGAGCUAAAUUUAGCGUUCCGACUGGUGUUGUUCGCAAAGUGUUUACCUGUGGAGCCUUUGCCAUUCAGGCAAUCUUCAUGGUGGCAGCAGGCUAUGUUAUGACAAAGGCAGCAGCAAUAUCUUGCUUGACUAUUGCUGUUGGGAUUGGUGGUUUUGCGUGGUCAGGAUUCUCUGUGAAUCACUUGGACAUCGCACCUCAGUUUGCAAGCAUUUUGAUGGGCCUAUCUAACACAUUUGCAACUCUGCCUGGCAUUGUCAGCCCUGCCUUCACAGGAGCUGUUGUCACAUCACAGGAUGAUGCUGGCCAAUGGCAGAUCAUCUUCUAUGUGGCUGCAGGGAUCUACGUCAUGGGGGCUGUGGUUUAUGGUAUCUUUGCGUCAGGUGAUCGCCAAAAAUGGGCCGAGGUACCACUUGGGUACCAGCCAUAUUUGGAAGAUCCAGAAAAAGAUCACUAAGUACUGUAUUACAUAGAAAUUUCAAGCUUUCUGUGAAAUACCAAAAUGGCAUUGGUCCCUUUUCCUCUCCACAGAUGCAUGUAUAUCAUCAAACCAAGGAAGUUCUAGCUGCUGAUAAGCGCAACAUUUGCUGCAUCAAAGGAAUCACAUUUAUUUAAUGGUCAACCAGUUCAUUCAUUUGUAGCCAGUUCCUGACACUAGAUUAAGAUUCUGCAGUGUUGUUUUUCGCUACUGGAGAACCAGAUUGUUAGUGUUAUUUCUGUUUGGUGUUAUUUUCAUUGAUUUGUCAGGCGGUUGGUCCUUUUCAAAAGAAACUUUACAUUGUGAUUUCUAUUGUGCAAAAGAUUUUUUAUCAUCAUCUCUUCUUUCAUAUCUACUUUUUAUGAUUUUUCUCUUUAGUUUACAAAACAAAAGGAUUAUGUCUGGAAAACACUGUAAUAACUGCCAUGAUGCCAGUGCUUAUUUUUCUGGUAAGCUUAGAGAAUGAACUUCAUUGGAGAGUGAGUGCCCAUGCAUGUGUGUGUAUAGGAUUGAUGCUUUGAGUCUUCAGUCAUCUGUUUAUUGCAGGUAUCUGCUCCAGCUGGAUGUGCAAUAAUACAAGGAUGUUUUACCAGCUUUUAUUUAAAUGCUGGCAUUUCCUCACAAGACUUGCUAUAGGCCUUUACAAAUAAGAGGGACUAAAAUCCAAAGAUAAUAUUUUACAUUUCUUCAAAUCUACAUUCUGCCUCAUGGGGUGUUUUCCACUUUGUAAAAUGGAAUCUUAGCCACCAAAGUCUUUGACAUUGCUGUCUUGCAAUGUAUUUUUCUGUGAUAAUCCCAUUUUAUUUAUAUUUUCUUCAGACUAUCAUAAAUGACACAUACAUGCAUUAUAAUGAUAGCUGCACUUAUGUAGUGCUUUUCUCCAUCAUCAGCUGGACUCAAAGCACUUUACAUGCAGGUGCACAAGCACUCCUUUUUAGGGCAGGCAUCAAAUGCACCUUUACGAAGAGGCAUACACAGAGACAUGCAGACAAUGCACAACAAAAUAGAAAUAAAGUUGAUUGAGAGAGUGUUUUACCCAGCUUAUUUAAAGAUUUCUUAUUAUGUGCUGUAUUAAUAUGCAUGCUCAUUUACAAUGUGGAUAAAUGUGGAUGUUAUGCAACAUUCGUGAUUAAGUUUGAGGAUAUAAAAUUAAAAUGCAGAUAAGAUUAUUUAGACAUUACUUAACACUCCAAUGACCAUCUUGCAGUUUUUUUUUCUUGGAUCUGCCCAAUUGCCCUGUAUCACAACUUUCUGCAGAAAGAACAUAAAAUUAGCACAUUAAUAAGGUGUCUGCUUGUUCAUUGUCUCUUUGUUUACCAGCGCACAUCAGUUGAUUGUGCUUUAUUAUGAUCUUUUGCAGAAGUUAUGUGUUUUUAAAGCUACGAUUCUUGUGACUGAUGUUUGUGCUCUGUUGCAAAUUUUUGAAGAAAUCAUGUUUGAAAAAAAUACAUACAGUGCAUUUUAACGAUUUAAGUGAGCAUCUUUUCUAUCAUGUUACGUGUAUUCAUCGAUUGCUCUCACCUGGAGAGUUAAAUAUAUAAAUCUUCAGUCAAGUGCAAAAGUGGCUCAGUAAGCAUGACCAAGCAAAAGUGAAAAAGACAAAGAAAUGCACUGUGUGGUUUUUAGAUACAUGGAAACAACAGGUUGUUAGCUGCCAAAUAUAGCUGGUCAUGGCAUUCUUCAAGUGCAAGUCUGUUGCACACAGGGGAAUAAGCAGUGAAUUGUAGAGGAGGUACACCUCAUCGCAUGGCCUGUGAUCAAUAAUAAUAAUGAGCUUUUGUUUCAUGUGCAAGAUUGAACAGAUUGCCAAAAAUUUUGGAAAUGCUGUAGCAUAAUAUGUAAUACUGCUGACAUUUUUCAAAAUCAACCUUUUUUUUGGUUAAAAUGUGCACCUACCUAAAAGUUAUGAAAAAAUGGCUCAGUUUUUAUUUCCUACAGCAGUGUAGCUGCAAAGAUUAAUGAAUUCAUUUAUAUGAAAUGACACUAACAUACAUGAUUUCAGCACACAUGGACACAAACACACAGAUCACCCUGUGUAAUGAGCUGUUACUAUAUCCUAGGGGAAAUGUGAGCCACCUUAACUAUGAUCAUACUUGAAAGUCACGUCAAUGUUUAUAGUUUGAAAUGUUUUUGUGAUUGCAGUCAUUUCUGGUUGUGACAAAUAUAUAUCGUCAUAGAGCAGAGAAAAUUA
This is a messenger RNA of Pomacea canaliculata, 3959 nucleotides long. Its product is annotated as sialin-like. The transcript has 12 exons. Lineage: Eukaryota; Metazoa; Mollusca; Gastropoda; Architaenioglossa; Ampullariidae. Gene Ontology annotation, cellular component: plasma membrane. Bases 236 to 1747 code for a protein of 503 amino acids. Gene Ontology annotation, molecular function: transmembrane transporter activity. The record is from RefSeq and is a predicted model, not a curated record. Gene Ontology annotation, biological process: transmembrane transport; monoatomic anion transport.